AUGCCACAAAGCUAUGACUACGAUGAGAGCUCGGAGACUUGGCCGUUUUUCAUUUUAGCCGUUUUAUGUGUGGUUUUAGUACCAUUAACGGCAAUGCAACUGUGGGAACUGGUUUCAGGAAAGAAAAGUGAGCAGCAUUUAAAAGACCAAGCAUCAAUCUUGGGUGAGAUGUCGGAGCAAUACGCGAGUCGUGAAAUUCUUGAAUUCAGAGCGAAAGCUAUGGCGAAAAAGUCUAAAUGGCUUGCCAAACGCAACCUUUUCAUUAUUGCAGGCUGGACUGUAGUGGCAUACUUGGUGCAAUAUAUCGGUUCUAAUGAAGAGAUUCAGGAUGCAGCAACCCUUCUGUUUGAUCCAUAUGCGCUACUGGACAUAUCUACAUCCUCAACUGAUCGUGAGGUUCGCUCCGCAUAUCGUAAACUCUCCGUCAAAUUUCAUCCGGAUAAACUUUCCAAGGACUUGAGCUCUGAGCAGCGUUCUGUGCUUGAAGAACAAUAUGUGUUGAUUACCAAGGCUUACAAGUCGUUAACAGACGAGAUUACACGCGAAAAUUACCUCAAAUAUGGCCAUCCAGACGGUCCACAAGCCAUCUCGCACGGAAUUGCCUUGCCAAAAUUUUUGGUCGACAGUUCUGCUUCCACAAUUAUGAUUUUAACAUAUAUCGCUCUCCUAGGACUUGUCUUGCCCUACUUUGUGAGCAGAUGGUGGUCUAGAACACAAUCUGUGACCAAAAAGGGCAUUCACGUCAAGUCUGCAUCCUAUUUCUCUGACCGUCUUUUCAAUUACAAGCCUUCACAAGUGGUAACCUUGGAUCUCAUUAUAGAAUGGCUGUCGCAUGCUGAAGAAUUCAAGCUUAUGUUUCCUGAACUCAACGAAAAAACUUUCGAAACUUUGCUACAUGACCAGAUCAACCGUAAGCAUAGCGGAAACCUUGAAACUGCAAAGCUCAGAAUUGUAGCUAAAAGCAACGUUCUUUUGUUUGGAUUGUUAGAUAUCGCAACCACGUUCCGCAACUUGGAAAUUUCAAACAUGACAAUUGACACUUUAAAAGCCGUUGUUCAAGCAACCCCAAUUUCGCCAUAUUCACAACUUCUCCAGCUUCCUAAUGUCAAUGCAGAAAGCUUGACAGAGGGCUCCGUGGACGACAUUCGUACCAUUGGUAAGCUAUUCACGUACGAGGAUGCCAAGAUCGGCAAAAUAUUAGGCAUAGACGACAGUACCAAGCUGCAAGAAACGUUGAGUGUUGCAUCUUCCAUUCCACACUUGAAAUUGAUCAGAGCAGAAUUCAAGGUUCCUGGUGAGAGUGUAGUGACACCUCAAUCGAUGCCUCACAUUUCGCUAAAGGUACUUGUGCGCUCUGCAAAGCACAAAUUUUUCCCACCAAAUUUGAUUCCCGACGAGAUGUGUCAAGAUAAGGAUGAUUUUGAAUCUUUGAAAGACCCAUUUGCAUCUCUCUUGGAACAACCCAAACUGCCGCAAACUUUUGCGCCUUACUACCCUGGCAAACGUAGCGGUUGUUGGUGUGCCUUAGUCGUUCUUCAAAAGGAUGGCAAAGUUAUACAGACUCCUAUGCUGGUUGAUAGAUUGUCGUUCGAAAAUCUGAACAAAGAUUUCGACAAGAGAACUGUCAAGAAUUUGGAUGAAGAAUUCAAACCAGAGGAUUGGGUCAUUGGUUCCAUCAAGAUCCCCUUCAGCCAGCCUGCUCCGGAAGAAAAAGGCGAUUUCUUUUUCAGAGUCAUUGUCAAAAGUACAGAAUACUUCGGCACCGAUUUAGAUUUCACCUUGUCGUUGUCCGUACGUGAUCCAUCGCCCGUUGAGCAGAUGGAGAAAGAGGCUGCGGAUGAGGCCUCCGAGUCUGACGAAGACGACAGCGAAUUGGACGAAAACGAUGACAGCAACGACGAGUCAGAUGAAGAAGAGAGCGACUACACAGACAUCGACACAGACACCGAUGAUGAAGAACCUGAAGCUGGGCGUGUGAGUGAUACAAAAGCAGAGGGCGACUCCGCUGAAAAUUAA
Molecule: messenger RNA, 2016 nt
Organism: Lachancea lanzarotensis
Lineage: Eukaryota; Fungi; Ascomycota; Saccharomycetes; Saccharomycetales; Saccharomycetaceae
Gene: SEC63
Product: LALA0S01e04280g1_1
Exons: 1
Coding region: 1-2016 (671 amino acids)
Biological process (GO): post-translational protein targeting to endoplasmic reticulum membrane; SRP-dependent cotranslational protein targeting to membrane
Cellular component (GO): Sec62/Sec63 complex
Molecular function (GO): transmembrane protein transporter activity; RNA binding
Source: RefSeq, a predicted model, not a curated record